UCACACACCUUCAGUUCACAGUGUGUGACAAGCACAGGCAGCUAUGAGAAACCACAGGAUGGACGCCGUGCCACUUCCUGGAGCAGUCCACUUGACUUGAGGAGUCAGAAAGGAAGAAUCUGGUCCGCCUUCUCAGUGCUCUGCCCUCCUCCUGCUAUGAGCCCUAAGACGGAGGAGAGGAUGCCUGCCGCUCGGGGGAAGUCCAAAUCCAAGGCACCAGUGACAUUUGGGGAUUUGGCCAUCUACUUCUCCCAGGAGGAGUGGGAAUGGCUGAGCCCCAUUCAGAAGGAUCUAUAUGAAGACGUCAUGUUGGAAAACUACCAGAACCUGGUUUCUCUCGGACUUUCCUUUCGGAGACCAAACGUGAUCAGCUUAUUGGAGAAAGGGAAAGCGCCCUGGAUGGUGGACCCAGUGAAAAGACGCCGGGGCUUGGACUUAGGGUCUAAAUGUGAGACCAAGAAGUUACCUCCAAAUCAGUGCAACAAAUCUGGGCAAAGCAUCUAUCAGAAACCAGUUUCCACGUCACAAAAAGCUCCCACAGGAAAGAGAGGUUGCAGGAAAAAUUCAGUCCUAAUAAAACCCAAGAAAGUACAUUCAGAGAAGAAAUCUUUAAAAUGUAAUGACUGUGGGAAGUUCUUUAGUCAGAGCUUAUCUCUUAAAUUUCAUCAGAACUCUCAUGCUGGGGAGAAGCCUUAUGAAUGCAGUAGUUGUAGGAAAGCUUUCAGACAGAUCUCAUCCCUCAUUCUUCACCAGAAAAACCACAAUGGAAGGAAAAGCUUUGAAUGUGACAAAUGUGGGGAAAGCUUCAUUCAGAGAACAUCCCUGCUCCUACAUGGGAAAAUUCAUGGUGAAAAGGAAGUCUUUGACUGUGGGAAGGCCUUGAGUCAGUGCUCAUCUCUCAGUAUACAUCAGAAAAUCCAUUUUGUUGAAAAUGUCUACCAGUGCAGAAAAUGUAAGAAAGCCUUCAUUCGCAUGUCAUCUUUUUUACUUCAUAAGAAAAUUCACAGUGGAAAGAAAAUACACAAAUGCAAUAAAUGUAGGAGAGUCUUCAGUAAGAAAUCAGUCCUUGUUAUACAUAAAAGAAUUCACACUGGAGAGAAAACUUGUGAAAGUGAGAAGGCCUUAAGUCACAGUCUACAGCAGAGAAGUCACCAUUUAGAGAAUCCUUAUAAAUGCAGAAAAUGUGGGAAAUCCUUUAAUAGAAUUUCAUCCAUUAUGCUUCAUCAGAGAAUUCACAAUUCAGAGAAACCCUACAAAUGCAAUAAAUGUGAGAAGAUCUUCAGGCGGCUUUCAACCCUUAUUCUACAUCUAAGAAUUCAUAGUAAAGAGAAACUAUACCAAUGUAAUAAAUGUGAGAAGGUCUGCAAUCGGCAUUCAUCCCUUAUCCAACACCAGAAAGUCCAUACAAAGAAAAAGAAACUGUUUGAAUGUAAAGAGUGUGGGAAGAUGUUUUCUGGAACUGCCAACCUUAAAAUACAUCAGAACAUUCAUUCUGAAGAGAAACCCUUCAAAUGCACUAAGUGUAGUAAAGUUUUUGGCCGCCAGUCAUUUCUUAUUGAACAUCAGAGAAUUCAUACUGGAGAAAAACCCUAUCAGUGUGAGGAGUGUGGGAAAGCCUUCAGUCACCGCAUCUCUCUUACGAGGCAUAAGAGAAUUCAUAGUGAAGACAGACCCUAUGAAUGUGAUCAGUGUGGGAAGGCCUUCAGCCAGAGUGCUCACCUCGCCCAACAUGAAAGAAUUCACACUGGAGAGAAACCAUACACAUGCAAAACAUGUGGGAAGGCCUUUAGCCAGCGAACAUCCCUCAUCCUCCAUGAAAGAAGUCACACUGGAGAGAAACCCUAUGAAUGUAAUGAAUGCGGGAAGGCAUUCAGCAGCGGCUCCGAUCUUAUUCGGCAUCAGAGAAGUCAUUCCUCGGAGAAACCCUAUGAAUGUAGUAAAUGUGGGAAGGCAUACAGUCGGAGCUCAUCCUUGAUUCGACAUCAGAAUACACAUUCUGAGGAAAAGGCUUAAGAUUGUUUUAAAUAUGUAAAGCAGAGAGGGAGGCCAGCCAAGUAGCAGAGACAGAGGCAUGGGAAAAUGCAUGUCUGUAACACAAACUGUAAAAAUGGGGCAGUUCGAUGUUGUGUCCCACCUUGAAAGCCAAAGAACAAAAGUCAUUGGUGAUUUGACCGGAGGAUUUGAAAUCAACUGAAGCAGUGACUUUAUCAGACAUCUUAGUUUCAAAAUAACAAGCUCAGAUGAUUGGGUCAGUCAUUUUUAAUGAAGAGCAUUUUUCAUUUGAUAAAAACAACUGGUACUUUAUUUCCAUCAUAACUUUAAAGCUAUUUCAUUGGUCAUGUACAACAAAGUACAUUGUAAAUCCAUUUUUCUGGAUGGAUCUGUGAGCCUAACAUAAGGUCAUGUGAAAAGAGAAUUUGAGUUUGUCCCUUAGAAGUAUCACAGAAGGGAUUUUCUCACAAACCAGGGUGCCAUUUUCAGCUAACAGUAACUUGUGGGUGAGAAUAAAGAAGACUGAGUAAAGAGAUAAUAGCAUUCACAAUUGUGUGGAGCGAUAGAAUCAUUACCAUACUGUCUCUGUUGAUAUGAAGAUAUAUGAUCUUCAUGGUGUGAAAAAUCUAACAAGCCUGGGACAAGCUAAUGGGGAAAAAACCAGGAUGUACUGAAGAAUGAGGAACUUCAGAAUGGGGAGAAAGUAUUAUUUUGUUUGUAUAUGAAUUUAUAUUUAUAUGAAUAAACAUUGGUAUUUUUAUGUAAGAACACUGGUGCGCAACAAGUGAUUGGUGGAGAAUGGGAUGUUGUGGACUGAAUUCAUGUUAAAAACCUAACCCCUAAUGUGACUGUAUUUGAAUUGAGGCCUUUUGGGAUAUAGUAAGGGUUAGAUGAGGUCUUGGAGGAUGUGGUCCUCAUAAUAGGAAUGGUGUUUUUAAAAGAAGAGACACCAGAGAUCUCUGCUGUACGAGGACACAAGACAAACGAGCCCUCACCAGUAUCCAGCUGUGUGUCGUCCUGACCUCAGCCUUCCAGCCUCCAAAACCGGGAGAAAUGAAUUUUACGUCACUCAGUUUAUGGUGUUUCGUUAUGGCAAACUAAACUAAUACAUGAGAAAAACCCUGCAUUUAUGUGCCAGGCUCUUUUCUUGUCAGCUGUUCAUUAUAUAUACAA
This is a messenger RNA of Budorcas taxicolor (takin), 3165 nucleotides long. It is a transcript of the gene ZNF667, whose product is annotated as zinc finger protein 667. Gene Ontology annotation, biological process: regulation of DNA-templated transcription. NCBI's taxonomy places the organism in Eukaryota, Metazoa, Chordata, Mammalia, Artiodactyla, Bovidae. The record is from RefSeq and is a predicted model, not a curated record. The transcript has 5 exons. The coding region runs from base 157 to 2013 and encodes 618 amino acids.